AGAGAGAGAAAAAGUGCGCGUGUGCAGGAGAGCGAGAGACUGUGUACGUGGUAAGAUGGCAUCGAGCUGGGGACGUGUAGUGUCGGAGCAGACCGACUUAAUAGGGACUCGUCUCCGUCACCUCGUGUCUACUGGACUGCACUUACUCCGUGAUGAGUUGGGGAUAGAUUUGGGCUUGAAGCCCGAGGUUUACCCGGCCUGGGUGUUCCUCUGUACGGCGCUGAUCGGCCUGCUGUUCCUGCUGGUGGUGUUCGCGGCCUGCGGUGGAGCUCGACGCAGGAAGCACAGAGCUUCUAGAACUAAAAGCACCACCGACAGCGUGAAGGCGCCCAAACCCGAAGAGCCAAAGAAGAAAAACAAAAAGAAAGCUGCGGAAAAGAAGAACCAAUCAAACGGUGGCAAGGCUCCUGAAGCUCGAGAACAAGUCAACAAAUCAGUAAAGGAGAUCUCUAAACAGGCAGCACCACCUCCGAAAGCAGCACCACCUCCGAAAGCAGCACCAUCUCCUCCGAAAACAGCAGCACCAUCUCCGAAAGCAGCACCACCUCCUCCGAAAACAGCAGCACCAUCUCUGAAAGCAGCACCAUCUCCGAAAGCAGCAGCAGCACCAUCUCCGAAAGCAGCAGCAGCACCAUCUCCGAAAGCAGCAGCAGCACCAUCUCCGAAAGCAGCGGCAGCACCUCCUCCGAAAGCAGCGGCAGCACCUCCUCCGAAAGCAGCGGCAUCACCUCCUCCGAAAGCAGCGGCAGCACCACCACCACCUCAACCCCAGCCACAAGGACUUGUUGAUGCUAAAGCUGAGAAAGCCAAGAAAAGUAAGAAAAAAACAAAACCAGAGGUGAAACUAAACCAAGCUGUUUCCUCCACAGACGGAAAGGAACCUGAUGAAGGUGCUUGGGAGACUAAGAUCAGCAACCGAGAGAAACGACAGCAGCGCAAGAAGGAGAAGGGCCCUAAUGAUGAGUCAGGAAGCCCUGGAGGUGGUCAGCAAACAGAGAACCCUGCAGUUAAAGCUCCAGUGAACACCAAGAAGAAUAAAGAAUCUAUGAAUUUAAAGGCUGUGAAAGGUGAUGCCAGUGUAACACCGGUGCAAUCCACCUGGAAUAAUGUGAGCUCUGUGAACAGUGGAGGAUGGACUGAUAUGUCUGUGAAGCUUCCACCCCAGGGGAGCGUUUCAGACCGUGAGAAAUCGUCAGCUGGCAUUAAGACAUCUGGACCCAGGACUUCGGAGACUUUGGCCUGGACUCAAGAAUCCAUGGCAGGGUCAUGGCCCAGCACGGAUGGACGAAUUAAUCCUGAAGUGAACCGAAUGAACCGCCCCAUGCCCAGAUUAAACCCAUCAGCUAGUGCUCCGGUGACUCAGGCUGCUGCUGUAUUGGGGAAUGGUCACACCAAAUCUGAUGAGUGGUCUGGAUUCAGUAAGAGAUUCAAUGGCCUUGGAGCAACGGAUCCAAGUUCGGACUGGAAUGCUCCCACUGAGCUGUGGGGGAACUACGGUGAACCUAAACCAGAGACUCCUGCUGCCCAAGAGACAACCAUUUCCCAGUUGCAGGAAUCUGAUGAUGACAAGGACAAAGGAGAUCCUUCUGGAAGUGGCAAGUCCAAGAGAAAGAAGAAGAAGAAGAAGAAGCCAGAAGAUGAAAAUGCUGGCUCACAUGUGACCAGUGAGAGUUUGACUGCACCUGCAGAAAGUGGAUUUGUCAAACCCCAUCCUCAUGUGCCAGUGGUGGAGCCAAACAAGCAGAUCAUCACUCCACAGUCAGGACUGAAGAAAUCGGAUCAGAACGCGGAACCGCUGAAGCAAGUUCAAAAGAAAAAGGCCAGGAGAGAAACAUGAAUCCCCUCAAUCUCUUAUGCAAGGAUUAAAACGUUUAUGCAAUAAUUUCAGCGUACAGAAUUUUAUACUGAUUAAAAUUUUCUGUGCUAUUUACAGAACAUCUUAAGUGAGUUGGGCCAAGUUGGCCAAAAAACAACAAAAAUGACAGCAGACAGAGAACAACAUAUGCACUAUGCUAGACUGAUGUCUUCUAAAGAAUUGAUUAAUGUACUUGAUAUCAUGCACACUUUUAGUGCAUCGAAAGAUUAUUUAUUGUUGUUCAACUGCUACUUUUAAGAUGUUAAUAGAAUUUGCAACGUUUGUUAAUAUCAUGGGGGAAAUUUUAGAAUUUUGAGGAUGUUUUUAUUAUUUUUCUUCCUGUUUUUCUUCCAUUUCUCUUCCUCUGGAACUUUUCUACUGCUGAAUUGGAUUCAGGAUUAUUUGCAGUGUAGCAGUUAAGGUUAGACACCACUGAGAGACACUGUGCCAUCAGAGCCAUCAUGAUUUAAAUCUAAAGUCAUCAGCAGCAGCCGGAAGAGACUGGUAUAUUACUGUAUUUUGUAAUCCGGAUCGAAACAAAACACGAGUACAGGUUACUACAGAGAUGUUUCUAACACUAAGAAUAUUCUCAGUGCUUUUUUUCCUGUAUUAAGUAUAUAUUUUCACAUAGAAAGGAACUAUACACACCUUUUGAAAUACUUGCUUUAUCUUACCUUGUUAACUGUUGAAACAAUUUAAUGCUCUUUGUUUCUCUUGCAACCUCUUCAGUAGAAAAAGCCAGGCCAUAUGUACAGAAUUACUAAGGGCUUUUUUCUAUAAUUCUCUUUAAUUGCACUGUGCUACAGGUUGUAAUACUUUCUAUUUUUGUUAUUUUUUUGUUUUGAUCUUCUUGAAAUGUGAAUGUUUCAUUCCUGUUUAAUUUUGUGUUUUCAUAUUAUUGUGAUGGAUAUAGAGGUAGUGAUUUUUAAUGGAGAGAGACAAACGGUAACAGCAGCUUUACCUCCAUUUCACUAUAAAUAGUGUCAGUAUCUGGAAUCUGUUGCCUUAAUCUGUUUCUUUUUUUUCCCUUUACUUUUAUGUUUGCAUCUAACCUUCUUUGAAAUCAGUUUUUGGAAAGAGUUGUAGAAUUAUUAUUUCCAGUUUGAUUGAUGUCAGAGCUGCACUUGCUGUUGCACAAGUUCUGUUUUAAAUCUUAAUAAUCAUCAAAUAAAUGUCCAGAUUCUUUUUUUUUUCACUCAUUCAAGUACUUCUCAACAAAAAUGCUUUAAUGAAUGAGAAAUGCUUUGCUUUUUGUAGACCUGAAAUAGUGAAUAUCAAUUUUCUGUCCAGGCUUAAUGCCUUAUGAAUUUAAUUUAAACAUGUCUAUAUGUGGAUUAACUGGCCGUUUAUCCCAUGUUUUUGUAAAUUGUGGUAGAUUUUCGUGUACCUGAGGUACUCUGGUUUAGAAUCAGACACCUGCCUUAGUUUUUCCAUUAGAAAGGUGGUUAAACCAGUGUAUUUAUACCUGUCUUCAGAUUUUUUGAAUCCAAGAAUGAUCAUGUUUACUGAAGUUGAUGCAAUAUUUCUAUGUUGAUUUGUUAAAUAAAACAUUUGAUCAUUGUUA
Messenger RNA from Tachysurus vachellii, 3419 nucleotides. RefSeq names its product metadherin a (gene mtdha). The coding region runs from base 56 to 1837 and encodes 593 amino acids. Gene Ontology annotation, biological process: negative regulation of apoptotic process; positive regulation of canonical NF-kappaB signal transduction; regulation of transcription by RNA polymerase II. The record is from RefSeq and is a predicted model, not a curated record. NCBI's taxonomy places the organism in Eukaryota, Metazoa, Chordata, Actinopteri, Siluriformes, Bagridae. Gene Ontology annotation, cellular component: nucleus. The transcript is spliced from 12 exons. Gene Ontology annotation, molecular function: transcription coregulator activity.